This is a messenger RNA of Rhizophagus irregularis DAOM 181602=DAOM 197198, 1140 nucleotides long. RefSeq lists its product as uncharacterized. Lineage: Eukaryota; Fungi; Glomeromycota; Glomeromycetes; Glomerales; Glomeraceae. The record is from RefSeq and is a predicted model, not a curated record.
AUGCAAAUCAUCCCACUUCGACCAGUGUAUCCUGAUUCCUGUAUAGAUGAUAUGCUUGAAUUAAUGUUACAAUACCCAGUUUUCUUUUAUAAGAUUAGAAAAUUAAAACUCAGACUUUUUAAUUCCUCACCUAGCUAUUCUAAAAAUUUUAUAUUACAAAUGAUUAAUUUAUAUCAAAAUCUUAAACAAAUUUCAUUAAAUUCUUCUAGUUUUCCUAUAUAUCAGUCAUUAUUGUUAUCAAAAGAUUAUAAUCAUUCAUCAAGUACUUUGAAUACAAUCAUCUUAUAUGACCUCAAUUUUAAAGUUAUAACUAAUUUAGACAAACUAUUUAAACAAUUAAAUGUUUUAGAAUCAGUUCAUAUCAUUUAUUGUGAUUUAGGUACUGAUUUUAUUCAACAAAUAAUUAACUUAACUAAACCACUUAAGUUAAAAUCUUUAUUAUUUAAUGGUAAUAAAGAAUUACAAAUUGUUGAAUCAUUACAAUUAUUAUUACAAAAAUAUGGUGAUUAUUUAGAAAAUUUUAGGUUUAAAGUUGGUUCUAAUUCGUUUAUAUCUGAGGAACAACAAUUACUUGAAUCAAUUAUAAAAUAUUGUAAAAAUAUUAAAUUUCUCGAUUUAACUGUAAUUGAUAGUACUCAGAUUAUUUAUUCGUUAUUGAAUUUUACUGAAAAUGUAAAACAAAAUCUUAAUCAUCUUUCUAUCACUGUCUAUAACAAUUUUGGUCGUCUAAGUUAUAUUGAUCUAAGUACAAUUCUGUUACAAAAUUUAGGUCAAUUACUUCCUCUUAAAUUAGAAUAUUUAAGUUUAACUCUUAAUAUUAAAUAUAAAAAUGAUUUUGAAAUGUUCUUAAAAAAUUCUCAGAAUACUUUUAUUAAAAAAUUGUUAAUCAAUAAUAAGGGAAGUAAAGAUGAUAAUAAGGAAGGUCAUGAUAUUCAUGAUUUUAUUUUAUCCUAUUUAAAAGAAUAUAUUAUGAAAAAGGAAAGAAUCAAAUAUUUGGCUAUUAUUAAUUUCAAUACUGAUUUGUUUUCAUUUAAAGAUGAAGUGAAAGAAUUUGAGUUAUAUAAUAUUAAAAUUCAAAAAUAUUGUGAUUUGUUUAUUGAUUCUAAUUUAAAAUUUGUAGAAGAAUUGGAAGAUUUUUAA